Peromyscus eremicus (cactus mouse) is the source of this 884-nucleotide messenger RNA. Its product is annotated as sulfotransferase 2A1-like. The transcript has 6 exons. The coding region runs from base 1 to 855 and encodes 284 amino acids. Lineage: Eukaryota; Metazoa; Chordata; Mammalia; Rodentia; Cricetidae. Gene Ontology annotation, molecular function: sulfotransferase activity. The record is from RefSeq and is a predicted model, not a curated record. Gene Ontology annotation, cellular component: cytoplasm. Gene Ontology annotation, biological process: sulfation.
AUGUCAGACUACCUUUGGUUUGAAGGAAUACCUUUCCCUGCUAUAGGGUUUGAAAAAGAAAUACUUCAAGAAGCUCGUGAUAAGUUUGUGAUCAGAGAUGAAGACACAGUCAUACUGACUUAUCCAAAAUCAGGAACUAACUGGGUGAUUGAGAUGGUCUGCUUGAUUCAGACCAAGGGGAACCCCAAGUGGGUCCAAUCUGUGCCUGUCUGGGAUCGUUCACCCUGGUUAGAGACAGAAGAAGGAUAUAAAAUAUUAAUGAAGAAGGAAGGACCAAGCCUCAUCAGCUCCCACCUUCCCUUCCAUCUUUUCCCCAAGUCUUUCUUCAGUUCCAAGGCCAAGGUGAUCUACAUCAUCAGAAAUCCCAGAGAUAUUCUUGUGUCUGGUUAUUUUUUCUGGUGUAAGACAAACCUUGUUAAGAAUCCAGAGUCACUGAGAACUUAUUUUGAAUGGUUCCUCAAAGGAAAUGUGCCAUACGGAUCAUGGUUUGAGCACACCUGUGCCUGGCUAUCCAUGAGAGAAAGAGACAACUUCCUGCUACUUAGCUAUGAAGACAUAAAAAAGGACACAAAGAGCACCAUAAUGAAGAUCUGUGACUUCCUAGGAAAGAAAUUAGAGCCAGAUGAGCUGGAUAUGGUCCUCAAGUACAGCUCCUUCGAAGCCAUGAAAGAAAACAACAUGUCCAAUUUUAGUCUUAUCACAGAAGAUUUGAUUACUAAUGGUUUGGUUCUCUUGAGAAAAGGCACGACUGGGGACUGGAAGAAUCACUUUACAGUAGCCCAAGCUGAAGCCUUUGAUAAAGUAUUCAAGGAGAAAAUGGCCGGUUUUCCUACAGGGCUUUUUCCGUGGGAAUAAGUUCUUAACACUUUUAAAUCAUAUAUGGA